CAGAGCAUGUGAUAUGACUCUCACAGGCUACUGCAUAUAUGUGCCUUUACUUCAGUGUUUGUGAGUGAGAUGGAGCUCCAGCAGCGUUUUUCUGUGUCCAUGAAUGAAUAUGAAGAGAGUGAGGGGACACAGAGGGGGAGUGUUUUUCAAACUGAAGAUGUUUAUCAAAGUCUUCAAUACCAACCUACUGCAGCCCAGAAAACUAAUAACAGUACAAAACAGGUCUCAGAGCAUUGUGAAAGGAAGUAUUUGUUUAUACUGUUUGCUAUAAACAUUCUUAUCUCAACUACCAUCCUUGCCAUUGUGGGCCUAAAUUACUCUCAGAACAAAAAAACGCAACCAGUAAACGGAGAAAAAGAAGUGUGGCUUCUCUAUGACAAUGUGUUUUAUUUGUUCUGGAGUGAGCGUACUGACUGCAUCGCUGCUGAGAGCUUCUGCUCUAAGAGGAAUGCCAGGCUUGCCAUGUUAUCUGUGCAUAACAAGGUCUGGUUGAUGUCCAGAACCAAUGGAAAGCAAUUUUUGGUCUCAAAAGCCUCAUCAGACGGAUCUGGAGACAUUGCUUCUCCAUUUACGGAUGACGAAGAUCAUGAGUGUGGCAUCAUGACCUCUGAUGUUGAAGUGGAUCAUGCAGAAGGAUUUGUUUGUGAGAGAAUAAUGAAACCCAUAGGCACAGCUUUCAGAGAAUUCCCAGCCUGAAAUUCAUGUCUUCUGUAAAUACGUCAUAUAACCUACCCCUUCUGAUGAUCCUUGUCUUCUCCAGCUGUACUUGUCAGCAUAACUCCAGAAAUUUGAUAUGUGCCAGAUAAGUCUGCAUGCUAUUGUUGGUCAGGAAUUUGGAAUUAAGUGUUGUAGUUCACUGUAAAAAAUGACCGUGAUUUUAACAGUAAAAGACUGUAAAAAUGCUGCGGUGAAAAACUGUUGAUUGGUUUACAGAAAGUUUCCGUACUAUAUACGGUGAAUAACUGUAA
This is a messenger RNA of Megalobrama amblycephala (Wuchang bream), 968 nucleotides long. RefSeq lists its product as uncharacterized. The coding region runs from base 70 to 696 and encodes 208 amino acids. The transcript has 6 exons. The record is from RefSeq and is a predicted model, not a curated record. NCBI's taxonomy places the organism in Eukaryota, Metazoa, Chordata, Actinopteri, Cypriniformes, Xenocyprididae.